Molecule: messenger RNA, 2340 nt
Organism: Pieris brassicae (large cabbage white)
Lineage: Eukaryota; Metazoa; Arthropoda; Insecta; Lepidoptera; Pieridae
Product: dynein intermediate chain 2, ciliary
Exons: 17
Coding region: 79-2292 (737 amino acids)
Biological process (GO): cilium movement; outer dynein arm assembly
Cellular component (GO): outer dynein arm
Molecular function (GO): dynein light chain binding; dynein heavy chain binding
Source: RefSeq, a predicted model, not a curated record
CGGACGUUUUGAAGGACGAAAAAUAUAUUUUAAGUUAAAAUAAUGUUUAUGUGCUGAUUUACUUGCGUCUAACUUAGUAUGGCUCCAAAAAAGCAGAAGGAAGCUACUAAGUCUCGCGGAAAUUUAGCUGAAGAUGACGGAGCUUUGGACUGGCUAAAACCACGCAGCUUGAUAAAACCCGAUGAUCAAGAAGAAGUACCAGAUGCGGAUCUUGACGAAGAGGUUGGAAGAGUACUAACAACUAUUAAUCCUCAAUGGGUAAUUGAUGAAGUAGCAUAUCACUACGGGCUAAACAAAUUUGUUUUCAAACCUAAACCAACGUUUGGUAAGGCAUACCCCUUAUACACAUAUCAGGGAACGGCAAUACGCAAAGAUUCUGAAGAAGCAAAAGCUCAAAUUGCAGCUGGUUAUGGCAUGGUGGGUUUCGAUGAUGCUGGUCCUAAGCGUGCUAAGGUGAAGAAAUCAGCAGCUGUGGAAGAAGAGGAGGAGGAACCAGAACCCGAACCUCAACCACCACCGGAAGAAGCAAAACCAGAGGAGGAUGUUGUUCAAGAGGAGGAAAAGCCAGAAGCUCCACAAGAGGAUGUUCAAGCACAAACAGAAGCUGCUGAUGAGGAGGCAGAAAUGGGUGGAGAAGAGGCUGCCGCUGAAGAAAAGGAGGAAGUGGAAGGUGGAGAGCCAAUUGUUGAGGAUGUUAUCGAAAUCAAACCCAGAGUCAAAAAACUUGCGAAUCAAUUCAACUUUUGUGAAAGGGCAGCGCUCACCUACAAUAAUCCUAGACGAUCUGUUGACACUCAAACAAUUCCACCACCGCGAGCGAACUACGGAUCGACCUGCCUCCAAUCCAUUAUAUUUGACUUCUAUCAAGAGGAUUAUGCGAAGAAACUGCGCGAGAAAGAGGAUGAGAAACCUAAAAGAUUGCGCAAGAAAGCAGCGAAACACGCAAAAUCCGAACAACAAAUUCACGACGAGAAACUUGCUCAGCGUAUACGCGAAGCUUGGACCGUUCUGGAGAGGCUGGUCAAUCAAAAUAUUUUUGAUGAUAUUGCCCAAGACUAUCGCUAUUGGGACGACCCAUCAGACGAUUUCCGUGAAGGUAUGGGGUCGCUGCUUCCGCUAUGGAAGUUUCAGUUUGAGCCAAUGAGGAGUCAUGCUGUGUGCGAAGUACAGUGGAAUCCACACUAUCAAGAUCUCUUCGCUGUUGCUUAUGGAUCCUUGGAUUUCACAAACCAGCAAAAGAACGGUUGCCUUUGCCUGUUUAGCAUUAAGAAUCCUGCUUAUCCGGAAUACUCGGUAAUCACCGAGUCACCGAUCAUAUGCCUCGAUGUGUAUACGGAAACACCCUACCUUAUAUGUGUUGGCCAAUACGAUGGUAACGUUUGCGUGUACAACGCACAACUCACUCUGGAGUCUUCAUACCAGUACAAGUCCGAUUCCGUGAGAGACAAACAUAGCAAUAUUGUUUGGGAGAUUCGUUGGGGAGCCCGUUUAAUAGAUGGUGAAGCCUCUUUCUUCUCUAUUUCUGGGGAUGGACGAGUAGUUCAAUGGGCAGUGAUGCCGGGAGAAUUACAAGCCACUACCAUCAUCACGCUUAGAUCCGAUAUUCCACCAAUACCUGGACCUGACGGGACUAUGCUCACAGUAAACAGUUGUGGUAGCUGUAUAUGCUUUCACCCAGAGAAAUCGGAUAUUUUCAUGGUGGGAACAGAAGAUGGGAUGAUUCACACUUGCUCGUUGAAAUAUAACAGGAAUUAUGUCCGAUCAGUACAAGGGCAUCAUAUGCCCGUUUAUAGAAUUCAUUACAAUUACUUUAAUAACAGUAUUUACGCGUCAUGCUCUGGUGACUGGAGAGUUAAGAUAUGGGAAGAUGGACGCGACGAACCACUAUUCAUGUUUGAGCUCGGCUCGCCUGUCGGUGACGUGAAAUGGGCGCCUUAUUCCAGCACAGUGUUUGCGGCUUGUACAGCUGAUGGAAGGGUCUACGUUUAUGACCUGAACGUGAAUAAAUAUCGGCCGAUUUGUGUGCAAGCUGUGGUCUCUAAGAAAACUAAGAAAUUAACCAGGAUCGAUUUCAACUCUCGACUACCAAUCGUCGUUUGCGGGGACACCAAAGGUACUUGCCACGUUGUGAAAUUGUCACCUAACCUAAGAGUAAUGUGCAAACCACCUAAGAAGGCCCAGAACGUAGAACAACGAACUUUACAGAUCAUGAAGUUGGACAAAUUGUUAAGCUUGGUCCGUGAUCCGCCAUUCCAAACUGGAGUAGUCGAUGAGAAGUUCGAAGACGAUUGAAUUUAUUAAUGUUUUACUGUUAUUUAGUUUUUAAUAUUGACUUAUAUA